AUGCUUGAAUCAACACUAGAAUGUAUAUAUGACCAAGAUUGUCUCAAUACAAUAACUCAAAUGUUAUUGGCUGAGUCGAUACAACCGCUUUUCUCUACUCGAACUCGUUUUAAAUCAAGUAAUACGACAAAACUUACAAUAAUUGCUAGUGAACUAUUUAUCGAACAUUGGGGUGUUGAAUUUGUUUAUGAAAAGUAUUUUGCUAGUUGCCAACCUAAAACUUGCUCGUAUGUGUCUUCAGAACGAUUCCAAAUUAUGGAUUCUAUGGGUACAAUUUUCACCAUCUAUAGUGGUAUCUGUAUUUUACUUCAAUUUAUUAUUCCGAUUGGAUUUAAAUUGGUAUAUAAAUGUUUUUAUCGGCGAAAUAGACAAAUUACAGCAAUGGAUACUUCUUAA
This is a messenger RNA of Adineta steineri, 396 nucleotides long. The record is from the annotation of a GenBank genome assembly. NCBI's taxonomy places the organism in Eukaryota, Metazoa, Rotifera, Eurotatoria, Adinetida, Adinetidae.